Balaenoptera musculus (blue whale) is the source of this 1554-nucleotide messenger RNA. RefSeq names its product IQ motif containing D (gene DRC10). The transcript is spliced from 4 exons. The coding region runs from base 1 to 1260 and encodes 419 amino acids. Gene Ontology annotation, molecular function: protein binding. The record is from RefSeq and is a predicted model, not a curated record. NCBI's taxonomy places the organism in Eukaryota, Metazoa, Chordata, Mammalia, Artiodactyla, Balaenopteridae.
AUGCAGCAGAUCAAAGGAUCCACCAAGAACGUCGUGAGACUGCUGCUCAGUAACCCCAGGCUUGCCAGUCUGUUGCAGGUGCAGACCCUGGGCAGAAGUGCGGAAGCCCAGAGUUUUAUUGAUAGCCUGGUAGAACUCCGAGGUUUCCUGUUUGAGAAGCUGCUCACUAGUCCCAUGGAAGCCAGAGACAAGACUCAGUUCAUCCAGGACAUCACCAGACGGAAUCAGAGGAACCAAGAAAUCAUCGAUACUCUGGAAAAUGAAUUGGCAGCCUGCAUGAGGAACAGGGAUGCAGAGGUAUCACUGCACAAUAUUGGCGCGCCUGUGCACUUCACUCACGCCGGGAAACAGAGGAUGGUGGCCACGAACGUGGGCUCUGGAUCAGACAGACCUGGCUUCAAAUUCCAUCUCAGCUGCGCAACCCCAGCCAGACUCAACCCCACCCUGAGCCUCAAUUUCCCGGUCUCUAGGCAGGCUGUCCCCGUCUGUCCUCCGGGGCCAGGGCUGGGAUUUGGUGAGGUAGUAGCGCCCCGUCCUGAGGGGGCUGCAGGCACGCCAGCCUCUCCUGCGACGGCUGAUGAUUGCGGAGGUAUCCUGGAGCCUCUCUUCUUCCUGGCCCAGGUGGAGAAGGAGAACUUCGUGAUCCAAGAACUGAAAAACCACCUGCACCAGGUGCUCAGGUUCUCAGAGAACAGCCUCCUUCGCACCAAGCAGGAGGCGGAGAGGCGGCAGAAGGCGGACUUCCGGGCCUCGCAGGCCCGGGUGGCCAAGAUCCAGCAGGAGAUCCUGCUGCUGCGGUCGCAGUUCAACAGCCUGGUCAUGGAGAACCGGCAGGCGGAGCAGGCGCUGAGGAAGAAAAAAUAUAAAGUGGAAACGGAAAUUGAGAACUGGAUCCAGAAAUACGAUUUGGAGAUGAGCGAAAAGCAGGAUGAGUACGAGGAGCUGGAUGUCAUCCACAAAGAGGAGAAGCUCCAGCUGGAGGAGCUGAAGAGACGGCAUGACGUGCUGGUGGAAGAGUUCUCCCAGAUCCAGGCCGAGCAGGAGAUCAACGCCAAGAAGAGGCUGGAAGCCGAGCAGGAGAUGGUGCACAUGGUGCGGGCUGCCACGCUCAUCCAGGCCCUGUGGAAGGGCUACCUGGUCCGCUCCAUGCUCAGGUCCAAGAAGAGGAAGCGGAGCAAGAGCAAAGUGAAGGAGGAGAAGGGCAAGGGCAAGGGCAAGGGCAAGGGCAAGGAGAAGGGCAAGGGCAAGGGUAAGAAAUGAGUCCUUCCCCCAGCCUGCCCAGACCCCUGCCCUCACCAUGAUCUUACCUCUCACUCGAGAGCCGGCCUGGAAGCCCCUGGGAUGUGGAGCCCUGCUCCUGCAAUUUUUCAAAAUUAAAAACCCUUUUAAACCACAGCCUACAAAUAAACUUCACUUUACCCAGGGCCAUUGGGUGUGUGUCCAUGCUGCAGAUGCCGUUUUCACGAGGGGAACACACAGGCUGGGUGUCAGCACGUAACCAUUCCUUCGUUUAGCCUCGGUGGGAAGCCGGACCCCGGGCUGCAGCCCCCUCGG